Cylicocyclus nassatus is the source of this 301-nucleotide messenger RNA. Lineage: Eukaryota; Metazoa; Nematoda; Chromadorea; Rhabditida; Strongylidae. The record is from the annotation of a GenBank genome assembly.
AUGGAGCACAUCGAUCUCGGCAUAAAGUAUGACCCGGCCAUCGGAAUCUACGGAAUGGACUUCUACGUCGUCCUCGCUCGCGCUGGUAGUCGUGUAGCCAAAAGAAGACGUGCUCCAGGACGCGUUGGACCCUCUCAUCGUGUGACACGCGAUGAAGCUGUAAAGUGGUUCCAGCAAAAGUAUGAUGGAAUUAUUCUACCGCCCAAGCCAAAGGUGAAGCGCGCCAUCCAUCGUAGACGUUAAACUGUCGUUAAUUGUUGAACACUAACCCGGUUAUGAAAAUAAAUUGUUGAUUUGUUUA